Messenger RNA from Moesziomyces antarcticus, 582 nucleotides. RefSeq lists its product as uncharacterized. The transcript is spliced from 3 exons. The coding region runs from base 1 to 582 and encodes 193 amino acids. The record is from RefSeq and is a predicted model, not a curated record. NCBI's taxonomy places the organism in Eukaryota, Fungi, Basidiomycota, Ustilaginomycetes, Ustilaginales, Ustilaginaceae.
AUGUCCGAGCUCAUCCCGCACUGCUUCGUUCUUCUCCACCACCUCCAUCACCUUCACCAAGUCCCUCAGCCGCUCUCAUCAUCUCUUCAAGUGAUCAUCAUGGCCGGCAGGGUCUACAUGGAUAUCGGUCCAGACGGACGAUGGCGUGUCAUCGAGCGUCCUCCCACGACGAUCCCCAGACCCCCGCCGCCUUCCUUUGCUGGCGUCUCGCGCCGCACGUCGUCGUCGCCGAGCCCGUCUCACCGCUCGCCUGACGCCGCAGCCACCCAGGCAGCUUCGCCGCUUCAGCCGCAGCACGACGGCAAUCUGGAUUUGGCCAGCGCAGUGUUGAGCCCGUCUGCGGCGUCAACGCGCGCUUUCGACACUAUGGUGCAAGGUCAUCAGGCUCCCACCGAUGACGAAAAGGUGGCAGCCUAUGAUGAAAUCUGGGAUAUCUUGGGCGACUUCUACACCGAGCUUGAAUGGCUGGGUCCUAGCGCGAACGACCAACAGCUCCUGAGCGCCUUUGCAAGGAACUGGCAGCGGAUCUGGGACACCAUGCCCUUCUCCUUCGACUGGGACAAGGGGAUCCGCCGCCCCUGA